ACAAUUACCACAUUUUUCAACCUAUUCAACCCAUUCCACUCAUCCUGGACAUCCAAAAUCAAACUUUCCCAAGUUCCAAUACAAAUUCCGGUUUUCCUGGAAAUUCAAACUCUUCCACAUUGAAACUCUUCUUACAUUCAUACAACAUUCACUUCAACUACAGCAUUGGAGCUUUCACACAUCUAGUUGUAGUAUUGACAUCUUGCUAAAGUCACCUACCUGCAGAGAUAUAAAUGAUCCGAGUGAGAUAUACUCGCUGUGACCUCCACCCCAAUCAAAAACGGAGCUUUUAUACCACUGAGAGUAUCCCAGCACCACCUCUAUCGCCCACAAGUGGGUCUCUCCAAAUGCCAUCUCUGAUAUGCACGUGUGUGACAUUGUGUUGUUUGCUUGACCUUUCAUCGCCAAACUAAUCCUACCAUCGUCACAUUUGGAUCGUCGUCACGCCAGAACGAAAGAUGCAAAGUCAAAUAGUUGAGCGUGUUUGCACUGAAGGUCCAAGUCUUGCUUGAGGCAUUGAUGUUCCAAGGUCUAGCGCUGCUGUUAACUGCAGGUUUUUAGUCUCAUUCUAAAGCACCAAAUACUGACUCACAGUAAAGCUAAUUAUUUUACCCUUCAGUCACCUUCGACCAAAAAAACGAAAUCUUCUGCAUUUUUUGUCCCAAUCUUUGACAAAUCAGUUAAAUGUAAAGGUCAAAGGACCGAAACAGUUUUGAGCAAGUUUAUUUUUAAAGUGGCACCUUUUGCAAAGGUAUGACAAAUACGUUUUAUUAAAUACAAGAGGAAAGAGUUUUGGGUGUGAUUACGCUUCUCAACCGCUAGUUAACUUUAGUUAAUUAUAUAUACAUAGCGCUUUUCUCUAGUGACUCAAGGCGCUUUACAUAGUGAAAGACAAUAUCUAAAUUACAUUUUUAAAGCAGUGUGGGUGGCACUGGGAGCAGGUGGGUAAAGUGUCUUGCCCAAGGACACAACGGCAGUGACGAGGAUGGCAGAAGCGGGGAUCGAACCCGGAACCCUCAAGUUGCUGGCACGGCCACUCUACCAACCGAGCUAUACCGCCCCAUUUUGCUACAAAGACAGUUCGGAAUCCUUCAUCUGGGCUCACUUUUGCAGAAGUGUGCAUACGUACGCAAUCGACAAUGCUGUUGCGGCAGUGAGACCAACGCUGUAACAUUUUUACCUGUGGAAUGUUUUUAAUAAACGCCUGUGAAAUCUCCCAGAAUGCCCGCUCUCUGACUGUUCAAAGAAAGACUGCGGAUAGAGUCUAACGGCUUCCACCAACACCCGAACUCCAACAUACUUUUUAAUUUUUGUUUAAGCAUUUUCACAACGACACGUCCAAUCAAAAUCCAAAAUCAGUUUGAUAUAAUUCCAGUUGUCAGAUAAUAACCUUUCAGAGAUAAAAUAAGGAAAUGCAAAUGUAGUGUAAUAAUAGCACUUGUUUUGACGUUGACAUCAAAGUAAACUGCAUGAAAAUUGUUGAAGAAAUGAGCAAGUUGUGAGUUAUUUUCAACACGUGUCCAUAGCCUUUAAGGAAACUUUGCCCCUACCAAUAUGGCCGCCAUGGAGCUACGUCGCGCUCCUUGGCGCUUUCGCUGAGCCCUGCCCCUUUUUAAACGCUGAUUGGUCUACACCGUGGCUCCACCCCCUGCGCGCGUCCAAUCGAGAGUUCGGUAAAUGUCACAAGUUACAACCAACCCGGAAACGUCAGCACCUGUCGGCUCAAGCGGCAUUUUCUUCCAGAAGUCGGAGUAAAUGUUCGGUUUUUGUUGUCAAAUUGCCAAAUCCCGGCCUCAAUCUUUACUGUGUGCUGAGUAAAGCUGUGCGAAUUCAUCAAUGCUCCGAGUUUUUAAAAAAACCGCCAGAAACCUGUCGACCUUCGCAAUGAAACAAACAGAACUCUCCAUACCAGUUCCUUGGGGGGAAAUCCGAGGUAAAGCGUGGGGUCCUGACCAUGGGCGUCCUGUGUUGUGCCUGCACGGCUGGGCUGACAACAGUGGAACCUACAACACUCUGGUUCCACUUCUGCCCAAAGAGUGCCGAUACGUGGCGGUGGACCUGGCAGGUCACGGUCUGUCCUCGCAUCGUCCUCCUGGGGUCUUUUACACGUUUUCGGCUUAUGUGGCUGAUAUUCGCAGAAUUGUUGAUGCUCUCCGCUGGAGCAGAUUCUCCAUCCUGGGCCACAGUAUGGGUGGUAAUGUCGCCGGGAUGUUUAGUGCUCUCUUUCCUGACAUGGUGGAAGCUGUCGUGCUGCUGGACUCGUACGGAUUCUUACCUACAGAUGUGAAAGAAUUGUCCACGGUGAUGCGGAAAGGGAUGGAAGGCAUGCUUGAGUUUGAAAAGACGCCUGAAAAGAGCCAAAGAGUUUACACCUUUGAGAAAGCGGUGGAGAGAUUGUCAGCCGCGAACCCAACACUGUCCGAGGCGUCCGUCCGCAUCCUUCUAGAACGCGGCCUCGUUCAAGUGGAAGGAGGAGUUGUCUUCUCACGCGACCUCCGCAUUAAUCUGAAAAACAUUGUUCGCAUCAGCCUGGAGCAGAGUCUGGAGCUGCAAUCCAGGAUCCGAGCCCCAGUCCUCGUGCUCCUAGCGGAUGAAGGCUUUGAGAAAAUAUUUGCGGAACAAGACCAGAAGAAAUUCACAUCCGCACUUCUGCAGGGCUACAGAGACAGAAAUCACUCCGUGGUGACGGUGCAGGGCGGCCAUCACGUCCACCUCAACCACCCCCAAGUCCUGGCCCCCAUGGUGUCCCAGUUCCUGCGCGACAAAGUCCUGUCCUCGUCUGGACUCACCACCAAGCUGGACAGGACGACUGGUUGCAAUUGAAGGAAAGUACAGAGAUAUCCAGGAAGAAAAUCUCUUCCCGAGUGCUCAGGACCUCAGGCUGGGUCGAAGGUUCACCUUCCAACAUGACAAUGACCCUUAGCACACAGCUAAAAUAACAAAGGAGCGCCUUCGGAACAACUCUGUGACCAUUCUUGACUGGCCCAGCCACAGCCCUGACCUAAACCUAAUUGAGCAUCUCUGUAGACACCUGAAAAUAGCUCAUCCACCGACAUCCACCCUCCAAGCUGGCAGAAAUGGAGAAAGAUCUGCAAGAAAGAAUGGCAGAGGAUCCCCAAAUCCAGGUGUGGAAAAACUUGUUGCAUCAUUUCCAAGAAGACUCAUGGCUGUACGAGAUCAAAAGGUGCAAAUACUCUGAAUACUUACGACCAUGUGAUGUUUCACUUUUCUAUUAUUGUUCAAUUUGCAAACAUGUCUACUUUUCUGUUGUUGUUCUGACAGAUAUAUAUAUGUUCUGCCUCUGCCUCUGUCAGUAGUCUCUGCAGCACCCAGCAUUGCCCCACCCACACAACCAUCUGAUUGGUUACAUGCAGAGCGGUAACAGCCAAUCAGCAGUGCGUAUUCAGAGCGCAUGGGGUGUGGUGAGCAGAAAGGUGUUUAGCAGGAAAUCUUCUCCCCUCCUGCUCCUCUUUUGGCAGAUCCUUCUUCUCCCGAGACCCGCGGCUUGAUUCUGGGAGUCUCUUUGAAAAAUGGAGAGCAACAUUCAGUUCUGACUGGGCCAAGGGUGUUGCCAUGGCAACCCCUCCCCUCCCCUCCCCUUGAACGUCAGCUAGAGCCGGGGAGGACGCAGCCCCACGCAGCCCCACGCAGCAUCUUGCCUCUCGGAGAAGCACCUGUCACGCGUGGACGUUGGUCGUGGAUCGCAUGUCGCAGCUGAGAGCCGCCACGCGUCAACGCGACUCGCUCGGGACCCUUGCGUGAGCGCGGCACACCUGCGCAGUCCUCCGGGAGCAGCCAUGUGGUUUUUCCUGGACUGGUUCGUGCCGCUCUACCUGCUGGUGUCCAUCCUGGUCCUGGCGGGCUUUGGCGCCUGCCUCUACUUCCUGGAGCCCGGGCAGCAGGACAAGAGCGUCCGACACCGCCCUCUGGUGGCCAGCGUCAACUGCGGCGAUACGGAUCAUCUGAUAUGAUGAUGGAUAACGUGUCGAGCCCUCUGAUCCCGACCAUGUCCCCGUUUUUUCUUCUUCUUUUCCAGGAGGACUGAGAGAAAAGUGAGACUGUGCAGGACUGGCGGGACUGGGGGAGGUUUGAUGUCAAACAUGACCUUUUUUUUUUUUUUUUUUUUACAUGCUUUUUUUAAAUAUUUGGACAAUCACUUUUCACCAAUUAUGACGUCAUUAUGAGAGGCUGGCCACUUCAUUAAGUACACCUUCCACCCGUUAACGUACUGUUUCUAAUGUUUUGUCCCUCUGUAUGAUAAUGCAUUAAAUUAAUAAAUGUUGUA
Nerophis lumbriciformis (worm pipefish) is the source of this 4285-nucleotide messenger RNA. RefSeq names its product serine hydrolase like (gene serhl). The record is from RefSeq and is a predicted model, not a curated record. Lineage: Eukaryota; Metazoa; Chordata; Actinopteri; Syngnathiformes; Syngnathidae. Gene Ontology annotation, cellular component: membrane.